UCAAACAAAAACCUUCCUGGUUUACUUAACAUGGUUUAUUUUUUGCAAAUCAAGAAAUAGGCGAUGGCAGCAGAAGAUAAAAUUAAAUGGUCUGAGGAAACAUUUUCCAUACAAGAUGUAGCAUAUAACAAUCUACCUACAGUUGUCAAAGUUGCCGAUGGAUAUUACAGCGAAAAUGAAGCCGAAAGCUUUUCAAAUGGCGAUCUUAUCAAACUGGAUUUUAAGAAAAGUUAUUCCAAAGUACGAGGGCGGUGCGUUGGUGGUAAACCGAAAGUAGACGAUCUGGGAUACUUAUCCCCUGACAGAGACAUACUGAUACCACUGGGAUAUAAAGGAAAAGUAAAAGUCGAGUGUGUGCAGAAUACCUUUAACAGUGUUGAGGAAUUAAUAAAGCACUUCCCCCACUUCGUUAAAACUGGACGACCUAUUACUGGGAAACGUGGGCUUUAUUCCACCGAAGAGAUCCGAAUCGAGAAAGGAGUCACACUUCAGUUAGAUAGAGUGAUUCCUGAAGCUGGACUUGUGUGCAAGAUUGACGAAAAAGAAGUACUUCUACCAUCAAGUCAGCUUGCACGAUUUUAUUUAGAACCAGAUGAGAAAGAGUAUACUAUACGCGAAGUUGUAGACAAGUUUGAAUUGCCACAAUACAUUCGUUUCUUAGAUGCAGAUUUCGAAAAAAUAGUGACCUCCGACUUGACAGAGGCUAUUGACAAUAUAAACCAUUUUCAAGGAUACUUACAGAUCAUUGGUCUGAUUCAACAAGAAGUGGUUGUUGGUCACCACAAGCCAACUCUAGUUGGAACUUUGAAAGAAAACGCAAAUCAGAGGGCCAUAGCCAUUCUUCCACUUGAUAGUGAGGCUGUGAGGAAUAUUGAGGUCUAUCUUCCAGUGUAUGAAGAGGACAAUGAUUAUGAAUUUUUCUUGGCCCGAAAUUUUUCUAAAAAUAUUAAUAUGGAUUUGGUGGAUGGUGGACUUUAUCUAGAAUUUAGCAAGUCCCCCAAAAUCCAUCUGUUGAAUACAGAAGACGAGGAAUCCCCACCACCUAGACCACCGCCUCCUCAUGGCAAAACCAAUAGGAGAAAACCACCGACUGUUCCAAAGACUCAACAUGAUAUUCAAAAACCAUCUGCCGGGGGGCCAGAAUUCAGACAUGCUACUAAAAUCAAAGAAGAUACUAAAUCUAAUCCUUCUCCAGGUCCAAAUAAAAAGAAACCACCACCACCCAUUAAAGUUAAGCCUAAGAAGGUUUCAUCAAGGAAAGAAAAAACUGACCGGGAACAAGAUUCCGAUGAUGAGGAUGCGGGUGAUUAUGAAGAGAUGAGUGUGUUAACACCACCCCCCGUUACCAAACCCUUUUCCAGAAUCCAACCUAUCGCUAGAAAGCAGCCACCGAUUCCUCUAUCUUCGUUACCAGUUUUAGAAGACGAUUCCGAAGAUGAUGAGCCAGAGAGUGCUUAUGAAGAGAUUCCAGAUAUCCUGGAAGUCGAAGACUCUGGUGCCCAAAAAUAUUCCAAGAAAACUGGACUAGACUUUUCAAAGUUUCCAAAGACCUUUAGAGUUGGCUUGAAAAAGGUCCAUAAUGAGUUGAAGAAAUUGAAGCGCUCACAUUCCGUUGAAGUAAAAAGUCCCCCUUCUUCUCAAGACCUCAAUGUUCCACCCAGCAUUGACGAUCUCAGCCUGAGGGAUAGUGAUGACAGUGAUGAAGAGGAAUCACUUGCGUACGACUACCCAGACCUGACAAAGCUUGCGUCCAUGCCACGUCCUCCUCCUGUGAGCGAUACACCUCGUUAUCAGGCGUCACUAAGAGUAACAAAACCAGUUGGCAAAAUACAACCAAUAUCUCGCGAGGAGAAUCCAACGAAGAAAUUCAGUGACAUGACAACCGAGGAAGUCGUAAGCUUGUUUAAAAUGACCAAGUUACCAUCGUUGGCCACUAUGUGUGAAAAAGAAGGUUUGGAUGGAAGCUUCUUCAGUUCUCUCAGUGAGACAGAGUUGAAAAAUGCGUUCAAACUUAGUGAUUUGCAAUUUAUCAAAGUGAAUAAAAUCAUAAAUGAAGGAUGGCGCCCUCACGUAAACUAAUAAUAAUCUUAGAAUUGAA
Molecule: messenger RNA, 2098 nt
Organism: Saccostrea echinata
Lineage: Eukaryota; Metazoa; Mollusca; Bivalvia; Ostreida; Ostreidae
Exons: 8
Coding region: 64-2079 (671 amino acids)
Source: RefSeq, a predicted model, not a curated record